AUGGAUGGAUGGGGAAGUGCCCCAUUCGUCGUGUGGACCUGUGUGCGCAAUCUCAAAGUUCACACCGUAUCCGGGACAUUCCACCCGGUAGGGGAGCGUGUUCAGAGCGCCUCGACAGAGCGUUGUACACUCCGAGUCGUGACCAACUCAUUGUCUCACCCCCUCCACCACCACCACCAGCACCAGAGAGAAGAGAGAGAGAUGGGCGUCCUUUCGUCGACCGACACAUACAUACACACGCGCACAGACAGAAACUGGGGGAAGAGGAGCAUGUGA
This is a messenger RNA of Cylicocyclus nassatus, 276 nucleotides long. The record is from the annotation of a GenBank genome assembly. Lineage: Eukaryota; Metazoa; Nematoda; Chromadorea; Rhabditida; Strongylidae.